AUUUUAAUCGCUCUUUCUUACUUUUGCAAAUUAAAACCCUAAAGUUCUAAUGCGAACCAGCGCCAUUUCUCUAUUCACCAAACUCCAGCAAUGGGACUGCCUGAUUCCAGCGACUUUGGCCCUCACCUUCGCGAGCACCUCCGGGUGCGAUUCGAGCAAUGCCACCGCCCACAGAAGCGACGAAGUGGACGCGUCCUGCGCCAUGAAGAGGAAGUCGAAGAGGUAUCCACCGAUCUCAGCGUCGAUGGAGAACGACGACGACGUGUCUCCAGAAAUGGAUUGCGGAAGAAGAAGUGACACUGAAAGCUGGAGUACUCAAGCAUGGGGUUCGAGCCUAAGUUCUUACUGAAAAAGAUGGAUCACUGAAAGCUAUGGAAGAAGAAGCGAACCCAACCCUCUUAUUUUGUUUUUGUUUUUGUCUUUUUUGGUUUUCUACAAUUUUAGAACCCAACCCUCUUAUUUCUGUUAUUUUAGAGCCGCUUUGCUGAUGCUUUUAUCCGAGAGCUUGCCGAAGUGACCAUACCACCUGAAAGAAUAUAUGGCCUUGGAACUGGUCCUAACGUAGAAGUUUUGAAGUAGCUUCAGAAAAAGCUAGAGCACCAAGGACUGACACUGCACUUUGUUGAGGAUCGGCUAGCUACCUUAAAAAAUGUCAUCAAAGAGCCUGAGUUAGACCAAUGGAAUUUGUAUCUAGGUAAUUGGGGUUACAACACCCAGAAAGAAAGAGAGGAAGUUGCUGCUAUCCCCAGAAUUCAUGUUCUUGAGCUCUCCGACUUCAGCAAGAAGUUGAAAUAGGGGUCUUCAUUGGAUUGUCAACUGUUAAUCGUUGAACCAAAUAUUUUUCUUCCAACUCAUUUAUAAACAAUAAGCGAACACAAUCUUUCUACUAAGAAAUUCUCUCCUUUUCGUCUUGUUAAACUGCAAUAAUUGGGUCGAGAGCUUUGUUGUCUUAACUAGACCUGCCCAACUUGAACUUGAAUAAGAUGGUUCAAACCCAUAAGUUACAGUAAUUUGUACUCUCUUAGAGGAAACGAAAAUUGGUGAAAUUCUUGGGAAGUGUCUGACAAAUUCCUUACCGAUGUUCAUAGUCAAAAGGUUCCUUUAGGUAUAAGUACAUCUGCAAAAUCAACUAUUUGUAGAACCAAGUAGUAUAUUUUGUCUCUCAUUCUCUCAUAAGCUGAAAAUUUUGAAAACUACAUACUGUUAAAAUAUGGUCUAUGAAGGGUGAUAUAUUUAGUUUUAUGGUUGUUGCACUGAUGUUAUCUGACUAUGAUUUAUUUUACUGUUUAUGUAUUUUGCUAACUCUGUCCAAUAUACCAAUUAGAGUGAUAACAUGGACGCUACCAGUAACAACCAUUGUUUUUGUAGUUUCUUGUAAGUUUCUUGUGUGGAGCAUGAUGCCUCAUCCUGUUUAUGCAUUGAGUCGAUUAAAAUGUGCAUGAACCAAAAUAUUUAUGCAUGUGACUUUUUUUUCAGUGGAUAAAUUGUAUUAUUGUCCUUUUCAUUUUAAUCCAUCAUGUCCCUUAUGUUACUGCAGAGUUUUGGACAUGUAGAAAAAUCAUCCACAUGGACAGAUCCUUCUUCUAAGUUUCCAACAAAAUUUGUCCAGUUUCCUGUAAGCAACAGUUCAUUUUUGGCCUCAAAUUCCUCAUUUUUGUCCCCAUCAACAACAAAAAAUUCCUCAGAGGAGGUAAUGGAAGAAACAUAUUCUGGUAUCACUACCAACAUCAACAACGAGCUUCAUAGUAAGUGAAGCCGAUAAUCAAUUCAUUAAAUGCAGACCCCACGUUGGGAAGUUUCACCUGCCACAACAUGCAUGAUCAUACUUUUCCUUCUAUUGUGGUGAAAAUCUCUCUGGACAAAUUGUAUAUGGCUAUACACAUGUCCUUUAGCCAGCAGCUUCCUAAUGAAGGGAAUUAACUUAUGCCAAUGAUUUCUUUAAUUGCCAAUUGUCAUAAUGACACAAUGUUGCCAAGCAUAUACUGCAACUCUGCAAGGCAAGCAUACCCAAAGCCCAGGAUUGAUUAUACUCUGAAAGCUAUUGGUGGAAGUUUAACGGCUAUUCCUGGAAUCUCGGAUAUGAUUGAUGAUACUGUGAACUCAAUUGUUACUCACAUGCUCCAAUGGCCUCAUAGGAUUGUGGUUCAACUUGGUGGCAUUCCUAUUGAUACCAGUGAAUUGGAGCUUAAAUCCCAGGGAAAACUUGCACUGACUGUAGUGAAAGCAGCUGCUUUAAAGAAUAUGGAAAUGAUUGGAAAGUCAGAUCCUUAUGUAGUUGUGCAUAUUCGACCAUUAUUUAAGUAUAAAACCAAGGUUCUUGAUAAAGACAUUGGGCAAGAUAAGCGAUUGGGAAUAGCACAGUUACCCCUUAUUGGUCUAGAAAUACAAACUGAAAAGGAGAUCGAAUUGAGGCUACUGCCCUCACUUGAUACACUUAAGGUGAAAGAUAAGAAAGAUUGAGGAACCUUAACAAUGAAGGUCAUGUAUUAUCAAUUUAACAAGGAAGGCAGCUGGUUGCACUAGAAGCAGAAAAGAAGAUACUAGAAGAAAGGAAGAAACUGAAAGAAGCGGGAGUGAUAGGAUGCACAAUGGAUGUACUAGAUGGAGCAGUAUCAGUGGUAGGGUCUGGUGUUGGACUGGUUUGGUGAAUUAUUCUGCAUAGCCAUAUUUGUUUUUAUCAAAUAGCCCUUGAUUUGUGUUUUUUUUUUUGUUUUGUUUUUUGUACCAAAUAUAAAAUAAUUCUAGAAAGUAUUGCAAGAGGCUCUGUGAUUUAAUUUCGCUAUUUGUUUCUUAUCUCCUAUAGGAAUGGAACAUAUUUUAACCAUUCUUUGAAUUGAGAUGCUCAUGUUUUUAUAAAUAUCAUAAAGUUGAUGAUGAGAAAUAUUCUAUUUUA
Glycine soja is the source of this 2893-nucleotide messenger RNA. Its product is annotated as synaptotagmin-4-like. NCBI's taxonomy places the organism in Eukaryota, Viridiplantae, Streptophyta, Magnoliopsida, Fabales, Fabaceae. The transcript is spliced from 12 exons. Gene Ontology annotation, cellular component: endoplasmic reticulum. Bases 1924 to 2460 code for a protein of 178 amino acids. The record is from RefSeq and is a predicted model, not a curated record. Gene Ontology annotation, molecular function: lipid binding.